AUAUUUGUCUUCUCAAGCUCAAGUAGAGGCAGAAAGUUCGACGUACCGGACUCCCCGUCCGCGUGGUCGAAAAGCUGAAUCCGUGUUGGAAACAUUGUUGGCGACUUUGCCGAGUUCUCGUUACCUUCCCCGCUCGUUUUCCCUUCCUCCUCUAACCUCUUGGUUUAUCUACUUUUCCUACCCGUCUUUGUCUUGAUCUUUUUCCUGUUUCAAUUCAUAGAUUUAUGGGCAUCUUUCUCUAAUUUUUUCAAAUCAAGAUCGUUCACUGCUACCCAAAGAUCGUAGAUUUUGAAGAUUCUUACUGUGUUUGGCUUGGAUUUUGGGACUGUUUACUCAACAUGGAGAUUAAAUUGAGAGAAAACCGUCUACUUUUUGUCAUUUCAGCUAAAUUUCAGUAUCCUUUCUUCGGAUGGUGCGAUCUGGUUAGCUGGAUUACUGAUACUCAAUUUUGAAAUUGGUUCGAUCAGAUUGCAGUGAGAAAAAAUUUCGUGUAUUUGGUAUUUUGGCUAUAAGAAAUAAUCGCUUUUGGAUAGCAAAGAGUUGUAUAAUAAGGCUUAGGUUUGUCUCGUCAUUAGCCGGAAAAUCUGCAAGCAUGGUUAGUAACUCAAGCAAGACCCAUUUCACGGCUGAUAUGAACGCCUAUGAGGUGGCGCGCGAGCUGGAGGUGGCGUGCGAGCUGGAGGUGGACAUAGAGCUCGGUGAUUCCACCGGGGUCGAGGAACCUCAGCUCGUUUGUUCUGACUCAAUCAAAGAGAUUGUCAAAUGUCUAAAUGAAAUGCACCUAGAAGUAGCCAAUUGCAACCUCAAGUGUAAGGAAGAUAUAUGGAACAAUCAGGAAUUUUUCUCAUUCCUGAAGGAUUACUUUCAUUGUAGUCUCAUGGCAGUGGACUUCUGCACUGCCCUUGAGAACUGCCUGAAGCGCACACGUGAUAACCAGUCGAUAGUUCAGUCUGCGAAGACAUUGCAAGAGUUGAGGAAAUUCAAGGAUGCCGAGGACCCAUUUACCAACGAGUUUUCUCAACUUUUGCGAUCAGUUUCUGAGCAGCAUGAAUUGAUGUUGGACAAAUUGAAGCCUUGGAAAACAAAGCUAGACAAGAAAUUGGAUCCUGUGAAGACAUGGAGGAUAGUGUCCAAUGUCAUUUUUGUUUUUGCAUUUGUGUCUGUGUUAGUUCUCACGGUGGUGGCAGCUGCCAUUAAAGCUCCAGCCUGGGCAACAGCAUUGACUGGUGCAUUGUCUGUUCCAAUGGGCUCUGUGGGAACAUGGUGCAACUCACUUUGGGGGCGGUAUCAGAGUGCACUGAAAGGAAAAAGGGGGGUAAUCAGCUCAAUGCGAGAUGGCACUCUUACUGCAAAGAAGGACUUGGGUAACAUUGAGGCACUUAUUCGCAGACUGCAGAUUGAGACCGAUUCAAUGCUGGAGAAAGCUGAUUUCGCUCUUGGAGAAGAGGAGGCAGUGAAGCUUGUUCUAGAUGAGAUCCAGAAGAAGUUCGGAAUGUUUAUGAAAACUGCUCAGAAUCUAAGUGCUAAUGCUGAUAAGUGUAGCGGCACUAGUGUGAGUUGGAGGAAGUUGGUUUUACAAUCAAUGUUCAGACGUGUGUGUGACUGAGAAAACCUUUGGCAAGUGGUCUGAGAUAACUCUUCAUGAUGGUGUUUAUCUGUGUGAGUUUGCCCCUUUGGACGAUCAAGUUUGGUAGAUCCUUCUUAGUUUUAUGCUUCAGAGUUUCUGAAAGAAAUCUGAAAAACAUGAUUGAUUAUUCAGCUCUGAAUUUGACUGCUGCACCUUCAGUUAGAAGGGGUGAUACACUGAAAUGUCAGUACUAUUAUAACUAGGAAGAAAACCUAUAGAUAAUGACACCUAUAAAUUGGAGUGACAAUCUUUGACAUUUGAAGGGAUACCACAAAAUUUACAUUGCAGCAAGACUAAUGCGCGCGUUUGGUGAUUUUCUGGAUAGGGUAAAGCAGAACUGCAGAAGCAAUCAGUCUGAAUGCCAUAACAGUUUUCUUUGUUACCCUGCGAUGAUUACUUCCAUUCUUUUCCCUGCAAUUUCUUUUGGGCUCCAGUAUUGCGACCAUCUCCCAUGGGCAGCUUAGGUGCUUAGCAAGGUAAUCUAAUUUCCUCUGUUUUCAGCAUCCAUUUGUGAUAAAUGAUGACAUACCACCACCCGCUCCGCUA
Molecule: messenger RNA, 2173 nt
Organism: Juglans regia (Persian walnut)
Lineage: Eukaryota; Viridiplantae; Streptophyta; Magnoliopsida; Fagales; Juglandaceae
Product: UPF0496 protein At4g34320-like
Exons: 2
Coding region: 593-1606 (337 amino acids)
Source: RefSeq, a predicted model, not a curated record